Phyllostomus discolor (pale spear-nosed bat) is the source of this 1824-nucleotide messenger RNA. RefSeq names its product chitinase 3 like 1 (gene CHI3L1). The record is from RefSeq and is a predicted model, not a curated record. Gene Ontology annotation, cellular component: extracellular region. Lineage: Eukaryota; Metazoa; Chordata; Mammalia; Chiroptera; Phyllostomidae. The transcript has 10 exons. Gene Ontology annotation, molecular function: chitin binding. Gene Ontology annotation, biological process: carbohydrate metabolic process; chitin catabolic process. The coding region runs from base 263 to 1438 and encodes 391 amino acids.
GGCUCUGCAAAGGCAGGUGCCUCCUGAAGACCUGGCCCAAGUUUUCACAACUCCCGGGGGUUUCGCAACCCUCCCCGGGGGCCCAGGGUGCUUCGCCGCCACUGCCCAGCCUGGCGGUUCCUUCACUGACAGCUCAGUUCCCAUAAAUGGGAUGGUUUGGGGCGCAGGACUGUGCGUGGGACAGGUAUAAAAGGAAGUAUGGGGCGGGCAAGAGGCUCUGGCAGGGCGGCUGGGCACCACAAGCGCAGGAAGAGGCCACACCAUGCCCGUCUCCGCUGCACCCAGCACGGGCCUGAGGGCGGCUCACGCAGGCCUCCUGGUCCUGCUGCUGCUCCCGAGCUGUGCUGCGUCCACGCUGGCCUGCUACUACACCAGCUGGUCCCAGUAUCGCCAGGGGGCCGGCAGCUGCUUCCCAGAUGCCAUCGACCCCUUCCUCUGCACCCACAUCAUCUACAGCUUUGCCAACAUCAGCAACAACGAGAUCGACACCUGGGAGUGGAACGAUGUGACCCUGUAUGACACGCUGAACACACUCAAGAACAGGAACCCCGCCCUGAAGACCCUCUUGUCGGUUGGAGGGUGGAACUUCGGUUCUCAGAGGUUUUCCAGAGUGGCCUCCAACAGCCAGCAUCGCAGGACGUUCGUCAGGUCGGUGCCACCGUUCCUGAGGGCCCACGGCUUUGAUGGGCUGGACCUCGCCUGGCUCUACCCCGGACACAGGGACAAGCGGCAUCUCACCACGCUGGUCAAGGAGAUGAGGGCCGAGUUUGCGAGGGAAGCCCGGCAGGGCUCAGAGCAGCUGCUCCUCAGCGCCGCGGUGCCUGCCGGGAAGGUGGCCCUGGACAGAGGCUAUGACGUUGCCCGGCUGGCCCAACACCUGGACUUCAUCAGCCUCAUGACGUAUGACUUCCACGGAGCCUGGCGCCAGGGCACCGGCCACCACAGCCCCCUGUUCCGGGGCCCGGGGGUGGCAAGUGCUGACAGGUUCAGCAACGCUGACUACGCCGUGGGCUACAUGCUGAGGCUGGGGGUCCCGGCGAAGAAGCUGCUGAUGGGCAUCCCCGCCUUUGGGAGGAGCUUCACGCUGGCCUCUUCUGAGACAGGCGUGGGGGCCCCCAGCUCGGGGCCAGGGACACCAGGCCGGUUCACCCAGGAGGAAGGGACGCUCGCCUACUAUGAGAUCUGUGACUUCCUUCGAGGAGCCACAGUGCACAGGCUCCCCGGCCAGCAGGUCCCCUAUGCCACCAAGGGCAACCAGUGGGUGGGGUACGACGACCAGGAGAGUGUCGAAGCCAAGGUGCGGUACCUGAGGAGCAGGGAGCUGGCUGGAGCCAUGGUGUGGGCCCUGGACUUGGACGACUUCCGGGGCACCUUCUGUGGCCAGAACCUGCACUUCCCGCUCACAAGUGCCAUCAGGGAUGCCCUCGCUGCGGCUUAGUGCUCUGCCUCCGGCACACACAGCACGGGGGUGCCCCUCGAGCUGCAGUCCUGCUACUCGGGGGGCCAGUCAGUUGCCCUGCUGAGCCCCGUCUCCUCCCCUGGGGCCCAUGCAGAGGCCACAGCUCUGAGCUCAGCUACGUGGACACGCAGGUGGCAGUGGGGCUGUGGGGCACUGAGGGCUGGGGACCCACAGUGUCAGACGAGGCACAGAGCACAUGGCCAAGAAGUGAAAGCGCUUGUGACCGAAAGCCCAGCUCCCUUCCCCGGGCCCCCAGUCUGGGGCCACCACGCCCUCCACAAGGCCCGCCUUCCCCCCUGCAGCCGCAACGACCUUGUGUCUCCCCUCCUGGCUCCACGGUGCUCAAUAAAGUGCCAGCGCUCCAG